GUCGACGGGCGCGGCGCGGGUCGUCGUCCUCUGCGUCGCCUGUGUCGACUAUGGCCUUCUCUCUGCGCCUACGCCUGCGCCCGCGGCUACCCGCGCACACGAGCUGCUCCGUCCGGCCGUCGCGCCCCUCGAGCCGCACUGCCUCGUCCCGGGCGGCGCAGGAGCUGAAGAGCAAUGCGGCGCUGCCAUCGUCGCCGGCGCGCACGCGGUUUGCGCCCUCGCCGACCGGAUACCUCCACCUGGGCUCGCUGCGCACGGCGCUCUUCAACUACCUGCUCGCCAAGAGCACCGGCGGCCAGUUCCUGCUGCGCAUCGAAGACACGGACCAGAAGCGCACCGUGGCCGACGCCGAGCAGCGCCUCUUGCAGGACCUGCGCUGGGCCGGCCUGCAGUGGGACGAGGGCCCCGAGGUGGGCGGGCCGUGCGGGCCGUACAAGCAGUCGGAGCGCAGCGCCAUCUACCGCGCGCACGCCCAGCAGCUGCUGGACACGGGGCACGCCUACCGCUGCUUCUGCUCGCCCGACCGCCUGCACGCCCUCGCCGAGCACCGCCACCGCCUGGGCCUGGCCACCGACUACGACCGUACCUGCGCCUCCGUCCCCCGCGCCGAGUCCGACGACCGCGCCCACCGCCGCGAGCCCCACGUCGUGCGCCUCAAGGUCCCCGACCAGUACCCCGCGUACAAGGACCUCAUAUACGGCACCUUCAAGCCCCUGAAGCGCCGCGGCCAUGUCACCGAGACGUCCUACGAAGACCCCAUCCUGCUCAAGAGCGACGGCCUGCCGACCUACCACCUCGCCAAUGUCGUCGACGACCACCUUAUGAACAUCACCCACGUCAUCCGCGGCUCCGAGUGGAUGCCCAGCACCCCGAAGCACAUCGCCAUGUACGCUGCGUUUGGCUGGACGCCGCCCGCCUUCGCCCACGUCGGCCUGCUGGUCGACGAGAGCGGCAACAAGCUGUCCAAGCGCAACUUCGACACAGACAUCACCGCCUUCAAGGACAUGGAGAUCUUUUCGGAGACGCUGACCAACUUCGCCGCGCUGCUGGGCUGGAGCCACAAGGAGAGGACCGAUGUGCUGACGCUGCAGCAGCUCGCCGACUCGUUCUCGCUCAAGUUCACCAAGGGCAACACCACCGUCACCUUCGGCAAGCUGCACUUCCUGCAGCGCAAGCACGCCGCCCUGCGUGCAGCCGCCGGCGGCAAGCCCCUGCAGGACAUCGUCACCAACGUGGUCGCGCUGCUCACCAGCCCAGACAGCCCCUACAACCCCGCCGACUGGCGCCCCAUUACAGGCCCCACCCCGGAUGCGUACGUUGAGCAAAUUGUCCGCGCCGACGCCGACAACUUCACAAACGCAAACGAGUUCCUGUACCGCAACGCCUUCUUCUUCGCCCCACUGCGGCCCGCCACCACGGCCUCGCUGACCGCCGACUCCCCCGCCGACGUCGUGCAGCGCUGCGGCAUGCUCGCCGACGUCGACGUGUGGGACCGCGAGGCGCUUAUGCAGAAAGUACGGGAUAUCAUCGAUGGGAGGCCCGAGGGCAAGGCGGGCGCCAAGGAUGUGUACCACUACCUGCGGCUGGCGCUGACGGGGCAGGAGAAGGGCAUCAGGCUGUACGAUGUCAUGCUGAUUCUGGGCCGGGAGGAGACGCUGGCUAGGCUGGGCAUGGACAAGGCAGCGCAGUGAGGGUGUCUGCAGGAUGUGUACAGCGAGUGUAUAGAUAGCACAGGAAUACGACGAGAAGAUGGCAGAGUGUAGGAAUAUGACGAGAAGAGGCACGAGUGUAGGAAUACGAUGAGAAGAUAGCACACUGUAGGAAUACGAUGAGAUGCGAGCAAA
Messenger RNA from Boeremia exigua, 1844 nucleotides. RefSeq lists its product as uncharacterized. Gene Ontology annotation, biological process: glutamyl-tRNA aminoacylation. Gene Ontology annotation, molecular function: zinc ion binding; ATP binding; glutamate-tRNA ligase activity. The transcript has a single exon. Lineage: Eukaryota; Fungi; Ascomycota; Dothideomycetes; Pleosporales; Didymellaceae. The record is from RefSeq and is a predicted model, not a curated record. Bases 51 to 1691 code for a protein of 546 amino acids.